CCAUCAUUACAAUGAUGCUGAUCACCUAUACAUUCCAUUGCACAUGGGUAACAUCAGAAGCAUACAGUUCACCAAGCAUUGUCUUGUCGGCUAGAUCUCAUGAUGGUGGCCGUAUUAUAUUUGAUGAUUUUAGAGAAGCAUAUUACUGGCUCCAAAUGAAUACACCAGAGGAUGCUCGUAUAAUGUCUUGGUGGGAUUAUGGCUAUCAAAUAACAGCGAUGGCUAAUCGAACUAUUCUCGUGGACAACAACACGUGGAACAACACUCACAUCUCUCGAGUUGGUCAGGCGAUGGCUUCAUCAGAGGAGAAGGCAUAUGAAAUCAUGCGCGAGCUGGAUGUAGACUAUGUGUUGGUGAUAUUUGGAGGACUAACAGGCUACUCUUCCGAUGAUAUAAAUAAGUUCCUUUGGAUGGUCCGUAUUGGUGGCAGUACUGAUCGAGGUGCACACAUCAAAGAGAAAGAUUACUAUGCAGCAAAUGGAGAGUUCCGAGUUGACAAGGAAGGCUCACCCACCUUGCUGAAUUGUCUGAUGUACAAAAUGUGCUACUAUCGAUUUGGUCAAGUCUAUACCGAGGGUGGAAAACCUGCUGGUUAUGACCGAGUACGUGCCGCCGAAAUUGGCAAUAAAGACUUUGAGUUGGAUGUCUUGGAAGAGGCGUACACAACAGAACAUUGGCUUGUAAGGAUCUACAAAGUAAAGGACUUACGAAACCGUGGAGUUUAAUUUUAUUAACCCAGCCUAGUCGUCCGCCCUAACCGAGCCGUCUCUACUCUCAAUCACCAGCUCACAACAUAUACUUCACACCACACACAAAAGCAUUAUUUUAGUUAACAUUUUUUUUUAUGUAUUUAAUCUACAACUCUUAUUAUAAUAUAGUAUUCAUAAAGAUUUUUUUUUAUAACUGAUGAACAAAGAAAAAGUCUCGACAUUUUUACAACUUA
Messenger RNA from Episyrphus balteatus (marmalade hoverfly), 943 nucleotides. RefSeq names its product dolichyl-diphosphooligosaccharide--protein glycosyltransferase subunit STT3A-like. The record is from RefSeq and is a predicted model, not a curated record. The transcript has 2 exons. The coding region runs from base 12 to 725 and encodes 237 amino acids. Lineage: Eukaryota; Metazoa; Arthropoda; Insecta; Diptera; Syrphidae. Gene Ontology annotation, molecular function: dolichyl-diphosphooligosaccharide-protein glycotransferase activity. Gene Ontology annotation, biological process: post-translational protein modification. Gene Ontology annotation, cellular component: membrane.